Calypte anna (Anna's hummingbird) is the source of this 9734-nucleotide messenger RNA. RefSeq names its product growth arrest specific 7 (gene GAS7). The coding region runs from base 104 to 1528 and encodes 474 amino acids. The record is from RefSeq and is a predicted model, not a curated record. NCBI's taxonomy places the organism in Eukaryota, Metazoa, Chordata, Aves, Apodiformes, Trochilidae. Gene Ontology annotation, cellular component: cytoplasm; actin filament; plasma membrane. Gene Ontology annotation, molecular function: actin filament binding. The transcript has 14 exons. Gene Ontology annotation, biological process: actin filament polymerization; neuron projection morphogenesis.
GCGCGGGGCUUCCCGCAGCCCAGCGGACCUCGAGGCACGCGUGGGAGGGUGGCCGGGACCUGGACCGGACCGGGGCGGCCGGAGCGGAUCUGUCCCCCGCAGGAUGUCGGGGUCGCGCUGCCAGACGCUGUACCCCUUCUCCGGGGAGCGGCACCGUCAGGGACUGCGUUUCGCCGCAGGGGAGAUGAUCACGGUGCUGCAGGUGCCGGACGGCGGCUGGUGGGAAGGGCAGAAGGAGGAUGGGCUGCGUGGAUGGUUCCCGGCAAGCUACGUGCAGCUGUUGGAGCAGAAACCCAGAAAGGCAACUCCUCAGACAGGAGAAGAUACCUUGAAUGGCCAUCUUCCCCCUGGCUGGCAGAGCUAUGUGUCUCCCCAGGGUCGAAGGUACUAUGUGAACACCUUCACGAAUGAAACGACCUGGGAGCGGCCAAGCAGUGUGCCUGGGACUCCAAAGAGCCCUGUAACACAAAAGAGUUCUGCAGUGAAUGGCUACCACACCUCUGGAACUCCAGUACACCAGCUCGACCCUGGUCAUAUGAGCCUCCGAAAAGCAAGUGGGGACCCUCAGACCCCGGGGUCCCCGGCGGCGCCGCGGCGGCAGAGCAAGGAGAGCAGCCUGACGAUAAACUGUGUGACUUUCCCCCACCCUGACGUAAUGCCAGAGCAGCAGUUGCUGAAACCUUCAGAGUGGAGCUACUGUGAUUAUUUCUGGGCUGAUAAGAAGGAUUCACAGGGGAACAAUACAGUAUCUGGAUUUGAAAUUCUUCUCCAAAAGCAACUUAAAGGGAAACAAAUGCAGAAAGAAAUGGCAGAGUUUGUUCGAGAAAGGAUAAAGAUUGAGGAGGAAUAUGCUAAGAACCUGUCCAAACUGUCUCAGAAUUCCUUGGCUGCUCAAGAAGAAGGCACGCUAGGAGAGGCUUGGGCUCAGCUAAAGAAGAGUUUAGCUGAUGAAGCAGAGGUUCAUCUAAAAUUUUCUUCUAAGCUUCAAAGUGAGGUAGAGAAACCCCUGCUCAACUUCAGAGAGAACUUUAAGAAAGACAUGAAGAAGUGUGACCACCAUAUUGCAGACUUGCGGAAGCAUCUGGCCAGCCGCUAUGCAGCAGUUGAAAAGGCCCGGAAAGCCUUGACAGAGAGACAGAAGGAUCUGGAAAUGAAAACACAGCAACUAGAGGUGAAGCUCAGCAACAAGACAGAAGAGGAAAUUAAGAAGGCAAGACGGAAGUCCACUCAGGCAGGGGAUGAUCUGAUGCGCUGUGUGGAUCUUUACAACCAAGCUCAGUCCAAGUGGUUUGAGGAAAUGGUGACAACCACUCUGGAGCUUGAGAGAUUAGAAGUUGAAAGGGUAGAGAUGAUUCGACAGCAUCUUUGCCAGUAUACACAGCUGCGACAUGAGACAGACAUGUUCAACCAAAGUACAGUGGAGCUUGUGGAUCAGUUGCUUCGGAAAGUGGAUCCUGCCAAAGACAGGGAACUGUGGGUAAAAGAACACAAAACUGGAGAUAUCCGACCUGUGGACAUGGAAAUAUAGACUGAUCUGUACUUGUAUGUGAUGAGUCCACUGAAUUAACCAGGCUCGUGUUUUUUGAGGGUCAGCAAGAGCACAGGGAAAAGGUUGUUCCAUUACCAAACACCUUGUAAUUUAUGCCUGUAUGGGCUAUCUCUGUUACAUUUAGUCCUCAUUGUGCUAAGACUUGCACCAGACAUUCCAGGAUGAAAAAAACAGAUGUGUGCUUCCCACCAGAGGUUCCCAAUUGCACGCAGCUUCCAGAAGAAAUCUGCUUUCUGGUACAGAGAGAGCUGAAUUCUUCAGUGACUUUGUGCUACACCCUGUGCAUGACUAUCUUUAUAUAGUAUGUUAGAACAACCAUGCAGUGAGCCUCUGGCCAGCAGGUAGAUAACUGUCUGAACAUGAUGCAGGAGGUAAGGAAGUCCUGAUCAUGAAUCCCAGGUCUGUCACUGACUGCUUUCAUGGCCAUAGGCAAGUCAAUUAACUUUUCUGGCUCCCCCAUCUAUAAAACACGCUUAUCUCACAGGAGUGUUCUCUGAAUACAUUUAUUUCAUAACACAAUUCUCCCAAAAUCUAUGGGGAAGACUCCUGUUCUUCCUGUUUUACACUCCCUCUCAGGGAUACAUAAACCCGUUAUCAUCAUAAUUUCUGUUCUCUGGCGAUCAAAAGGGUUGAAGGUGUUACCAUCACUGUUAUUUAUCAGAAAGUCUUGGUUAUGUUAUACCUACCUCAUUAGCUGUCUGAGUGCCCUCAAGGACAGAAAGAGGUUAUAGGAAUAAAUGGUAUGUUCAAAACCUUUCCUGCCUAUGCAGGGUGUUUUCUCACAGAAUCCCCUUAAAGGCAGUCCACUAAUAUUUUAUUUGACUUCCAGGUUUGAGUUGCCUUUUGUUGGUUCCUUCAGGUGAAUAUAACAGCCUUUAGAUAUCUUUAAUAAUCAAGUUUGUUGAGCUGAUUUGUGAGGUUUAUAUUUUUAGCAUGAUUUUCAAAGGUGCCAUGAAUCUGUGAUGCUACAUUUCAUUAAAUGUAGAUGUUUGUACCCAGCACUUCUUCACCAUCAGGUUCUUAUCCUUAGCUUUUUCUUUUGUGACCCUUACUGCAAACUACCAAAAAUUCAACACUGCUUUUGACACAUAGUGUAAUGUAGUUUGGAGACUGGUUUUGAAAAGGUAUUCAGUUUCUUCUCCUGACAUUAUUUCUGAUUGAUUAUUCAGAUAUGGUGUUCAUACACUUUUCAGCAUUUCGUAUAAUGCCAAGAUUUAUUUAGGUACAGCAGAAACCGUGAUUCUCACCACUGUGGCCUUUACUUAGUGUUUACUAUCUUGUUACCUAAAAGUUCCCAAACUGUAUUAUUUGACUGGAUGCACAGUUACACUGCACUUUAUGCUACUAUACUUUUUUCCUCAGCAUCAGCAUUGUAUCCUUCCUUUCUGUUACUGCUAUUCUAGUUUGUUUGGUUUUUUUCACCAUCCUCAAAGUGCUGUGAUUAGAUCAUUGAGAAUAUUCAUAGAAUUAUAGAAUUGAUUUUGAUUGGAAGAUACCUUUAAGAUCAUCCACUCCGACCAUUAACUCAGCACUGCCAAGUCCACCACUAAGCCAUGUCCAUAAGCACCACAUCCAGGGAUGGUGACUCCACCCCCUCCCUGGGCAGUGUAUUCCAGUGCCUGACCACCCUUUCAGUGAAGGAAUUGUUCCUAAUAUCCAGUCUAAACCUCCCAUGGCACAACCACAGGCCAUUCCUCUUCUCUUGUUGCUUGUUACUUGACAGCAACCCCCCCUGGCUCCAGCCUCCUCUCAGGGGGUUGCAGAGAGCCACAAGGUCUCCCCUCAGCCUCCUCUGCUCCAGGAUCAACACCCCCAGCUCCCUCAGCUGCUCCUGGGUAGACUUGGGCUCCAGACCCUGCUCCAUUCCCUUCUCUGGACACACUCCAGCCCCUCAAUGUCCUUCUGGUCCUGAGAAGCCCAGAACUGACCCCAGGCUUGGAGGUGCAGCCUCCCCAGUGCCUAGCACAGGGUGACAAUCCCUGCCCUGCUUCUGCUUGCCACACUAAUGCUGAUACAAGCCAGGAUGCUGGUGGCCUUCUUAGUCACCUGGGAACAUGCUAGCUCAUAUUCCACUUCUUUUGAUCAUCAGCCCCAGGUCCUUUUCCACCAGGAACUUUACAGCCACUCUUCCCCAGCCUGGGGUGGUUGCCUGAGUCACUUGGUCUUUUUGAAGGUCAUACAGUUGGUCUUGGCCCAUGGAUCCAGCCUGUCCAGGUCCCCCUGCUGAGCCUUCCUACUGUCAGGCAGACCCAUACUCCUGCCCUAUGUGGUGCUGUCUGCAAAUUAUUGAGGGUGCACUCUAUCCCCUUGUCCAGACUAUUGAUAACCUUUACAAAUCCAGAGACAUAGACAAGUCUUAUCUAAAAUUAAUUUUUAAUAAUUGCUGGAGUGAUUAUUUUUCUGGUUUGUCAUUCCAGACUGAUUUUACCUAUUGUUCUCUUCUCUCGGACAUCUUUUUACGAGGAAAGAUUCAAUCCUAUAUUGUAGAUGUUUCCACAGCCCAUUUCUCUGUUGCAUCAUUAACCUUUAUAAACCUUUGCAUGUUGACAGGUGCAAUGCCACAACCAGUCAGCAUUGCUAUUUCUGGCGUGACACCUCCUGUCCUACACGUCUGAAUUUGUGACUGCCCUUAUUCACAGUGUUAGGCAUGCAGCACACUGUUAUAUGAGCCUUCCCUAAGUUCCUGCAAAAACCAUUGCAAUACAAAUGAAGCGUGGCUUGCCUAAGCUUUGUGUAGCUCAGGUAGUAGAGUGCAUGCUGCAUGCACUUCUCUAGAUUCCUCUUUUGCUGCUCAAGCAGGGAAGUUUCAGUAUGAUCUCUAUCUUUCAGUCUUCUUUUGAUUUAUUCCGUGUCUUGGUUUUGAGGGUUGUUUUGGGUUUUUUUGGCACUCUAUACUUACCCUAUUUCUACCAUGCACUUUUUUCUUUUAAAGAACAGAUGCAGGAUGAGCUUUCAAAACUUCCAAGUAUCAAAAAUGAAUGGAGCUGCAGGUCAGGUUGACCCCUGUAAUUUAGGCUGUAUUGUAAGUCAAAAUAAGCACUCUUGACACCUCACCACAUUUUUGUUUCAACUGUAAAACCAUGCUAGUUGUGCACUUUAUACAGUAUUGUCCUUAACAAGUAUCUGAAAUAAUCUGCUUUCAAUUGCACUUUAUUCUUCCUCUUUCUUUAAGGGUCUUUUUUAUUUUAUCUGAUUUGGACUGGAAUUAUUAUAUGUUAGCACAGUUUUCUCUGAGGACUGAAAUCCAUUUUCAUUCCCCUACUAAGGUGUAUUUAAGCUGCUCUUAAUUCUUCAUUGUAUUUUCUGGUAAUUAUUUACCCCUGCUUUAUUGUUUUGGGGGGUUUGGGGGGGGGUUUAGUUUGGUUUGGGUUUUUUUUUGUCUUUUGGUUUUUGUUUUGUUUUUUUCCCCCAGUAGUUUUCUUACUGCUAGUUUUUCAUCCAUUAGGAAUGUUGCAGGAAUGUGUGAGCUGCACAAUGUGAAAUUCUCCUGAUACAGAGUCUGUAUCUCUUCUUCAUUUCAGUAGUCUGGGGAGAGCAUUUGUACCUAGCUGUUAAUCUUACCAGGCCCAGCAAACUCUCAUGUGGGGCUGCUCUGCAAUGGGUGAAAUACUUCUACAGUAAGAGGAAGUUUUGCUGUUGCUUGCAGUUUUCAGCUUAUUUCCUGCAAAGGAUGAUGUUCCUUUGUGAUACAGAACUGCAUACAGGAGUAUCAGUGUUACUGUCUCAUUCACUUCUGUAUCUCAUGUAUCCUGGACAGUGUGAUGUUUUGUGCUUUGUGAUUUCCCACAGCUUUGAAUCUGUUGGCUGUCUAGUACCAGUGCUGGAGAGGUGCUUACCAGCCAUAACCUCAACUACCAUACAUAAUGAGAAUAUUCUAUUCAUAACCCCUGCCUAUGUCUUUAAAACCAUCUUCUAGUACUGUGUACACAAUAGAGAUUCCGUGCUAGAAGUCUUCUUCUAAGGCAUUCUUUCAGCUUGUUUCCUAGCAGAACUGAUGCUGGAUCCAGUGCUGUUGGCUGAUUCCUGUUGGAGUAGAUGAGCUGAAAGCAAUGAGACUUUUACCACAUGGGCCAAGUGACUCUUCUCCCAUCACUGGUAAGAAUCUUGUUGCUUUCAUAGAGCAACAUCAAAAAAGGCCUAAUUAUCAGAUUUCCAGUCUGCUCCAAAUUUACUCAAGUCUUAACUCACAUUUCUGUAUCAAAUCAGUUGUUCCCUUAUAGGGAUGUUCUUUCAUUAUUUGACACUGGGAUCUUUAGAGAUAGCUUUAUAUUUUUUAAAUGUUAAAAUAUUGAACCAGCAGUGAAAGUCAUAUGGAAACUCCUCUUAUGUCUCUCAAAAGCUUUUACCCUGUUGCAGCCAUGUCUGAGCUGCUGUUGGGUAGCUGUGCACCACCUCAUGUUGUACAGUCACAGUAAACACUGAAGUUGUUCUUCCUUCCAUGCAAACUUGUGCUCUUGCUCUCUUUACCCUUUAGGCAUCUGAGUGGUUUUGUGUUGCAGAAUUAGCUGCUGUUUAACUGACAGCCCCAUGCUGUAAAUAAGUGUGUGUAGCUGUCUUGGGAUGAUGAACUACACUGAGAUUACCUCUUUUUUCUUGAUGUUGUUUUGGUUUUUCUAAUGGGAAUUUUCUGUGAAGCAUUCACAGAAAACUUUUAAAUUCUCAGUAGUAGUUGUAAUUUCUCAGACCUUCUCAGAACCUCUUUACACUUGUCCCUGCUUUUAAUGUCAUAAUUUAUAUAUUUGCUGCAAGUUAGUAGAAAAGUGCACUGUUCUUUUCACCUGCUCCUUGGAAGUGCUUUUCACUCAGCAAUUUCUUGGAAUACAACAAGGAGCAUGUAGAUGAUAAGAGACUUUCAAAAUCAGGCUAACAAAUGCACAAGCCUCUUUUUUCCAUAGUUGUUGGGUACAUGUAUGAAGUCAUGAUUAAGAACUGAGAACCUCAAAUACUUAAUGUAUAAGACAUAGUCCCUUCAUGUGCGGUUCUCAGCAGCUGCACAAGUGAAUGUUUGUCAGGGUGUGGGCAUGGGCCUCCAGCUCACCUUCUGCCAUGGCUGUAAAAACCCAAAUUUAAAAUUAAGGGGAAAAGUAGCUCUGCCCAUCUAUUUCUUCAGUCACAGGAAGAAAAAGAACACUGCUUACCUAGGUGGGUCCUUCAUUAUCAAGCACCUUAAGAAAUCCAGACCAGCACCUUGAAGGUCCCCUGGAACGAGUAGAUGUGACUUUUUGGUGUGAUCAGUUGAUUGUCACCUUCUGAGUUGAAAGCAUACUUGCAAUUUGAUUGUGCUCUUUGCACUCAUGCAGCUUGCCAGAUCUGUUCCUAGAGAUGGCACUCACAGUCUGGUGUCCUGAGGCAGUCCUGGUGACCCUUAACAUUUCCAUUCUGCAAAAACUAGAUUUUCAAAAGACAGUUUUCAAAAUAAUGAGUUUUCCUAAUCUCAGACCCUUCUAGAAAGCCUGUUGGGUUUUGGCUAGCCAGCAUGUAUUGAAAUAGGAGGAUGAGGUCACAGAGGUUGCUGUGAACAGUUCUGGCCUCCUGUAUUCUCACAGUGGUAGGGAACAACUGAUGAGCAUCCUUUGCACAGCAGAGAUGUCUGCCAUUUUACCAGAGGAGCCUUCUGGUCACAUUAUACUUAACCAGGUGCACAGUAGUCACAGGUAGAUUAAAAUUAAAAACAGACAGAUAGGGCUGGAAAAUAUUUAUCUACCCCAGUGACAUUUGAGCUUCUCAGCACAAGGCACUCAUCUCCCUCAGACCCCAAUGGAUCCAGUAACAGGCUCAUCACUCUCCAGAUUCUGCUUAGCACAUGAAAAUCAGUCCGAAACAGUCCCUUGUAUCUAUUGCUUGAUGCAGGACUCUCCAAGUAGCACCUGCUGGCGGGAGACCAAUAUGUGGCAACACCACACUGGUGACAGCAGAAUGUUUUUUGGCCUUUAGUAGUGCUGUGAUGUUCUGCACCCUUGCACUGAACUGACCUGAGCUUGGAGCACGCAGUCUCUGUGUUGCAUAAUGGUGAUGAAGUCUGUUCUGCCAGAAGAUCCUCAUCUUUUCCUGAGAAGCACUAUUGUGUAAAUAAUUUUCAUUGUUUUGUCUUAUAGCAGAUCCUAUUCAUAAAAGCAUUCAUCUUUUAAUUCUUAUUUUUUCAUUUUCAUUGUUACUGUAGCUAGCCCUCCACCACUGAGGUACACCUGUUUUCAGGGUCUUUUCUUUCAUUUUAAAUUUUCAUAGAAGGUUUCCGUUGCUUUAAUGUGCUGACCAAGCUUCAUCCUUUUGAAUGUUUUCUGAGAGUGGUAAGUGUAUGCUUUUUGCAGGGGUUAUUUUGGUUUUUCUUUUGGAAUUUUAUAUCAGCCACUGGCUUUGAAAGCGUAAUGAUUCCUUUUUGUGAUAGUCACUUUAUUUUCUUAUACCCUUCCAUGACAGUUUUUCUGAAGGGACCAACACAUAGCACAAUUUGACUUAAAUUUCUAAUCCCGUGUGUUCCUCAAGGCAGAAACCUUUCAUGCCUAAUGAUGCACCUGAUUCUAAGCAUUACACAUGAAUAAAGUCUUUUAUAAAUCAGUAAAAAAUAGGUCUUAUGUUAACCACAUAAUUAUGACAGAAAAUAUAUAUGAGUUUGAAACAUUCAAAUUUAAUUCCCUCAACUUAUAUUAAGUUGAACUAUUUCAGGUGUGUCAUUAGAGGCAAACUCUGGAUAUUCAGAACCAAAGCUUUUCAGCUCCAGUAUUCAGGUUCAGUGAGUGGACAAGACUGUAAUUUUGAAUAUAUGCAGUCUUUCAGAGCUACUGAUUUAACAAGUAACUUGAGUAAUGACUGGUAUCACAACCCUACUAAAAUUCUGCUAGACAUUCCCCUUGAAGUGCCUCUUUAAAUUGUGUCUGGUACAAGCAUGUAAAGUAGAGUUUCACCCUACAAAUUUCCAAAACUCAGGAGCAGUCAGUAUGCAUAGAUCUGUGCAGGAUUCUCAGCCCUCCUUCCUUGCUCUGCACUGUGCAUGCACUCUUUUAGGACAUCCACUUAUCCAAUAGACCUGCAUUUCUCUCACUGACCAUUUAAUGUCCAGCACAGUCAUCCUAAAUUCUCAAUGCCAAAAAUGGAGUAAGAAAUGUAAGACUUAAAAGGAACUGCAUUUGAUGGAGUGUUGCUCACCUAAUCUUCAGUAUAGAGGUUUCAGCAGAAUGAGCAGGGAAUUCUGCAUAAAAAUAGUUGGGUAAGUGGCAUUUGAGGCCUAAGUAGGCCUUUAUUGUGUAAAAUAAAAAAACUUUUAAGUAGUUUUGAGAAGAAAUUUUCUGAUAUUGGAAGUCUAAAGCUGAUCAGUGAUUUCAGGGAUCUCACAUAUGGAUGACAUGAUAAUCUUAUUGGUAUGAGCUGAACUCUCUGGAUGUGAUGACUGAGAUUUUCAGAAUAGCCUAAGGAGUUUGGAUGUCCAUUUAAUAUUUUUUUACUACAGCAGGUCAAAAACACUCUCUAGGGACAGCAACCUGUAUAUAGUACGAAAAAAAGCAGGUACUAGUUUGGGAGAAAUAUUUUCUUCUCCUCCUUAGAUGGUUUCUUUUGGCAGCCCAAGACAGCAUGAAAAACGCACUAGUUUUGCAGACAUUCUAACAGCCGGGAUUCAGAGGUGGGCCAGAUCACCAGUCACACACUAAACCAGAAUUUUAUACUAAAACAAAGUUGCUUAUUAUUAUUGUGUAACUUUUGCUAAGUACUUCUAAAUUUCUAGCAACGUUGUCUUUUGCCAGUACUAAUAACUUAUUUUUAAAGAUGUUUAACCAAAACUUUGUAACUUUCCACAAAUUCUGGAUUAAUAGACCCCCUACAAUAGUUUAUGUAUCAUGCAGCCUCUGUUUGGGUAACUAAUAAAUCUUGGAUCAUUGUGCAAAUUACAGGAUGGUUUUUGUUCCAUCAGGGUACAUGAAGGAAUCGCUUACUGAAUUUAAGAAGUUGAAUGUAGGAAAGAUUUAAGGGGCAGAUCUUCAGCUUGGGUAAACUGUCAGAGUUCAGUGGAAGCAACUUUGUCAGCUUUGGAUCUUGUUCUUCAGUGUUGACAGUGUUUCCUAUACAUAAUUUUUCUGUCUUACUGUAAAACAAUUUCAUAUGGUUAAACUGUAUUUUCCUAUAUUGUUCUGCAAGUUUAUAUGCACCACAGUGCUCAUCUCAUCUUCUGUAAAAUAAACUGUACAGAGACACA